AUGGAAGAGAGCGAGCUUCCGUUGUCGAAGCUUGUGGAUGAGAUUUAUGGGAGGGUGAAUAGUGAGGUGGCAAAUUGGGGAGUUAUGUUGGCAGAAGAGGAUGAUGUAUUGGCAAUGUAUUGUGUUUUGGGUGAUGUUGUAGCUGCACGGUACGUGUUUGAUGAAAUUCCUAGCUUAAGUGCAUUUUCUUGGAGUGUGAUGAUUUCUGGAUAUGCAAAAGUGGGUGAUGUUGAUUCAGCUAGGUUGUUCUUUGAUGAAGCACCUGAGAAAGAUAAAGGUAUAUGGGGUGCUAUGAUUUCUGGUUAUGUACAAAACAGUUGCUUUAAAGAAAGUCUUUAUUUGUUUCGAUUGAUGCAGCUUACGAAUAUAGUACCUGAUGAAUCUAUAUUUGUGAGCAUUCUUUCUGCCUGUGCUCAUCUUGGAGCUUCAGAUAUUGAUUAUUCAAAUCAAUGCAAGAGAGAGAGAGACAUUGUAUGUUGGAAUGCUAUGAUUUCUAGUUUGGCAAUGCAUGGAGAUGGGAAAGGUGCACUCCAGCUGUUUUAUGAUAUGGAAAAAGUUGGGAUGAAACCUGAUGAUAUAACAUUUAUUGCUGUUUUUACUGCUUGUAGUUACUCAGGAAUGGCACAUGGAGGUUUAAAGUUGUUGGAUAGAAUGCUAAGUGUUCACAACAUUGAGCCAAAAAGUGAACAUUAUGGCUGUUUAGUUGAUUUACUUAGUAGAGCAGGGCUUUUUGAAGAAGCAAUGGUUAUAAUAAGAAAAAUUACCAAAUCUUUGAAUGGCUCUGAAGUGACAUUGGCUUGGAGAGCAUUCCUGAGUGCAUGUUGUAACCAUGGAGAAACUCAACUAGCUGAACUUGCUGCUGAAAUUGCGGUUAAAUUUUUUUCCCAAGCUCCCUAA
Messenger RNA from Vicia faba (fava bean), 897 nucleotides. Lineage: Eukaryota; Viridiplantae; Streptophyta; Magnoliopsida; Fabales; Fabaceae. The record is from the annotation of a GenBank genome assembly.